Alligator mississippiensis (American alligator) is the source of this 4830-nucleotide messenger RNA. RefSeq names its product SET domain bifurcated histone lysine methyltransferase 1 (gene SETDB1). Gene Ontology annotation, cellular component: nucleus. NCBI's taxonomy places the organism in Eukaryota, Metazoa, Chordata, Crocodylia, Alligatoridae. The record is from RefSeq and is a predicted model, not a curated record. The coding region runs from base 16 to 4062 and encodes 1348 amino acids. Gene Ontology annotation, molecular function: histone H3K9 methyltransferase activity; protein binding; DNA binding. Gene Ontology annotation, biological process: heterochromatin organization; negative regulation of gene expression. The transcript is spliced from 22 exons.
AGCUGGCCUAAGCGCAUGCGCGCUGGCGCCGCGGAGGUAUUUCCGCCCGAGAGUGCCUGUGUAGUGCUGUCCCCUGCUUUCGCGGCCGCCUCUCGAGGGGAGGUUUGGUCCGCUCGGGCCACCGUCGCCGGAAGUGGUGUCGGGGCCCCUCAGUGCAGCGCCCUGGAAAGGAGCCCGGCCCUCGCCAGCCGCGUUGCAGGGAGCGCAGAAAUGGAUUCCCAGGAGAUUGGAGAGCUGCAGCAGGAAGUGAUGGAGGAGCUGGGCAUCUCCAUGGAAGAUCUCCAGCAGUUCAUUGACGAGGAGCUGGAGAAACUCGAGUGCGUGAAGCAACGAAAGAAGCAGCUGGAAGAGCUGGAAAAGAACGUUAAGCAGAAAGAGGCAGAAGUAGCUCACGUGGACCAGCUCUUUGAUGACGCCUCAAGAGCCAUCAAUAAAUGUGAGGUGCUGGUAAAAGAUCUCUACUCCAAGCUAGGGCUUCAGUAUCGUGAGAGCAGCUCUGAAGAUGAGGACUCGGCUUCCAAGCCCACGGAAGUGAUUGAAAUUCCAGACGAGGAUGAUGAUGAUGUCAUGAGCGUGGAUUCAGGUGAUACAAGUAAAAACCCGAAGGAUCAGACUCUGCUUCGAGAAGCCAUGGCCGCGAUGAGGAAAUCUGCCCAGGAUGUUCAGAAAUUCAUGGAUGCCAUUACCAAAAAAAAAACCACCCAGGAAACGCAGAGAGAUGGGGUUUCCUCUCAGCAGAGCUCAGUAAAUGCAUCCCAGCAAGCAAACUCUGGGGGCGAUCUCAGCAAGGAUGGUGAUCUCACAGUUGGCAUGCGCAUCCUGGGCAAGAAAAGGACCAAGACAUGGCACAAGGGAACCCUGAUUGCAAUCCAAUCAGUGGGCGAGUCCCGCCGCCCUGGGGGUGCUGGCAAGAAGUAUAAAGUGAAGUUUGACAACAAAGGGAAGAGUUUGCUUUCUGGCAAUCACAUUGCUUAUGACUAUCACCCCCUUCCCGAGAAGCUGUAUGUUGGAAGCCGGGUCGUGGCCAAAUAUAAGGAUGGAAAUCAAGUCUGGUUGUAUGCUGGCAUCGUGGCUGAAACUCCCAAUGUGAAGAACAAAUUGAGGUUUCUUAUCUUCUUUGAUGACGGCUAUGCUUCCUACGUCACCCAGCCAGAGCUGUACCUGGUCUGCAGGCCGUUGAAGAAGACCUGGGAAGAUAUUGAGGACGUUUCCUGCCGGGAUUUCAUUGAGGAGUACAUCACGGCCUACCCCAACCGCCCCAUGGUUCUGCUGAAGAGCGGCCAGCUGAUUAAAACAGAGUGGGAAGGGACAUGGUGGAAAUCCAGAGUGGAGGAAGUGGAUGGCAGCUUGGUCAAAAUCCUCUUCUUGGAUGACAAGCGCUGCGAGUGGAUUUACCGCGGCUCCACACGCCUCGAACCCAUGUUCAGCAUGAAAACCUCCACAGCCUCCACUCAGGAAAAGAAGCAGAGCGGGCAGGCGAGGACGCGGCCCAAUGUCGGUGCUGUGCGGAGUAAGGGGCCUGUUGUACAAUACACCCAAGACCUGACAGGAACCGGCACUCAGUAUAAGCCCAUAGAACAGAUGCAGGCGACAGUGUUGGGCUCUCAGCCUGUUUCUCCACAGCCUGCUGAGAUUGAAGGCUCUGACAGUCAGCUGGCUCAAUCUAGGAAGCAAGUGGCCAAAAAAAGCACUUCCUUCCGUCCUGGCUCGGUGGGGUCCGGGCAGUCAUCUCCUGCUUCUCCUGUCUUAAGCGAGACUCCCCCCAUUGGAAGAACCGGAGUGAACCAGCAAGUCUACCGGUUCCCAAGCACAUCUCUUCCGUCGCAGCCAAUCAGCGGGGUGGCACCAUCAUUCCAUGGCAUAAUGGACCGGGUGCCCAACGAGCCCUCGUACCAUGCCCCCAUGGAGAAGCUCUUCUACCUGCCCCAUGUGUGCAGCUUCACCUGCUUGUCGCGUGUCCGCCCCAUCCGCAGUGACCAGUACCGCAGCAAGAACCCUCUGCUCAUCCCACUUCUCUAUGACUUCCGGCGCAUGACGGCCCGGCGCCGCAUCAACCGCAAGAUGGGCUUUCACGUCUUGUACAAGACACCGUGUGGGCUCUGCCUCCGCACCAUGCAAGAGAUUGAGCGCUACCUGUUUGAGACAGACUGUGACUUCCUCUUCCUGGAGAUGUUUUGCCUGGACCCUUACGUGCUGGUGGACCGCAAGUUCCAGCCCUACAAGCCUUUCUACUACAUUGCUGACAUCACCAAGGGCAAGGAGGACGUGCCCCUGUCCUGUGUCAAUGAGAUAGACAGCACACCACCCCCACAGGUGGCUUACAGCAAGGAACGCAUCCCUGGGAAGGGUGUCUAUAUCAACACCAGCUGGGAGUUCCUUGUCGGCUGCGACUGCAAAGAUGGCUGCAGGGACAAAUCCAAAUGUGCCUGUCACCAGCUGACAGUCCAAGCGACAGGCUGCACUCCUGGUGGGCAAAUCAAUCAUAAUUCAGGCUACCAGUACAAGCGGCUGGACGAAUGCCUCCCCACAGGGGUCUAUGAGUGCAACAAGAGAUGCAAAUGCAACGUCAACAUGUGCACCAACCGCCUGGUGCAGCAUGGGCUCCAGGUCCGGCUCCAGCUCUUCAAGACACAGAACAAAGGCUGGGGGAUCCGCUGCCUGGAUGACAUUGCUAAGGGCUCUUUUGUCUGCAUCUACGCAGGGAAAAUCCUGACAGAUGACUUCGCUGACAAGGAAGGGCUGGAGAUGGGUGAUGAGUACUUUGCCAACCUGGACCACAUUGAGAGCGUGGAGAACUUUAAGGAGGGCUAUGAGAGCGAUGCCAAAUGCUCUUCUGACAGCAGCGGCGUGGACCUGAAGGAUGAUGAUGAUGACAACACGGGCUCAGAGGAGCAGGAGGAGUCCAACGAAGACAGCUCUGAUGACAACUUUGGCAAGGACGAAGACUUCAGCACCAACUCGGUGUGGCGCAGCUAUGCCACUCGCCGCCAGACCCGAGGACAGAAGGAGAAUGGCCUCUCAGAGACAGCUUCCAAGGACUCGGGCCUUGCCCGGCAGGUGAGUCACGAGGAGAGCGCCGUGGCAGUCUCCUGUAAGCUGCCCGUGUCCGAAGAGACCUCCAAGAACAAAGUGGCUUCGUGGCUGAACUCCAACAGUAUGACUGACAGCUUCCAGGACAACGACAGCGCAUCCUCCUUCAAGAUGAACGAGGCUGGGGAGGCAAAGGCCGGCAAGAUGGAUGCCCCAGGCGAAAGGGAGCGAGCUUCCACCUCAGGGCUUGGGGGCUUGGAUGCAGAAGGGAAGGGACAGAAGAAGGAGGAAUCAGAAGAAACAAACAAGUUCCCACUGCUGAGCGAGACGACAGGCAGGCUGUACGGCUAUAACCCCAGCCCACCGAAGCUGGAGGGUGUCCGCAGGCCCCUGAGCAAGACCACCCUGCAUCAGAGCAGGCGGCAGUCGGCCCCCCCGCAGCCCUCCACUGACGACGUAUUGACGCUCUCCAGCAGCACUGACAGUGAGGGGGAGAAUGGGCAGACAGCCUCGGGACAAGCACAAGGCAAUGCCAAUGACAGCGAUGACAUCCAGACCAUCUCCUCCGGCUCGGAGGAAGAAGACGAUAAAAAGAACCCCUCUUCUGGCCUCGGUCCUGUGAAGAGACAAGUGGCAGUGAAGUCUACCAGGGGCUUUGCCCUCAAGUCAACACAUGGCAUUGCUAUAAAGUCAACCAACCUUGCAUCGGCUGACAAGGGUGAGAGUGCGCCGGUGCGAAGGACCACCCGCCAGUUCUAUGACGGGGAGGAAUCCUGCUACAUCAUUGAUGCUAAGCUUGAAGGAAACCUCGGCCGCUACCUUAACCAUAGCUGUAGCCCUAACCUGUUUGUGCAGAACGUCUUUGUGGACACCCACGAUCUCCGCUUCCCCUGGGUCGCCUUCUUCGCCAGCAAGAGGAUACGAGCUGGCACGGAGCUGACAUGGGACUACAACUACGAGGUGGGCAGCGUGGAGGGCAAGGAGCUUCUGUGCUGCUGCGGGGCUAUCGAAUGCCGAGGCCGGUUGCUGUGAGCCUGCCAGGAGGCAGAUUAAUGCCCCCUCCCCACCCCACAAGUCCUUCUCUCUGUUUCUGUCUGAUGGGGGAAGCACUGUAUUCCCUCUAGGCUGGAGCCAGGAGGAUUUCUAAGCAUCCUGUCACAGAGGGGCUUAGAGCUGUUGUUUCUUUACAAGGACUAGCAAUAGUCCCAGGUGUAGGGGUGAGGACAGGUAAGAUGCUGCCCUAGCAAUGCCACCUGUGAUCUUUGCUCGUGAGCCCAGGCUCAGAGAGACUCCAUUGUAGGAGGCAGACAGAACCACUUCAGCAUGACACUCUCUCUCCCUCCACCCUUCCAUAAACGGCCUCAAUUUUGCCGCCGCUACAACUAGGCUCUGACCUCAGGAGUAGCAUCUGUUCCUACAGAUAGAGCCCUCCACCCAACCCGAGCGGCUAGAGGUAGACCCUAAAUGCUAAACUCACUUUGACAGAGGGAAGCAUUUGGGGUGGAGACAGGCAAAUCUUUCCUCAUGGCAACUUGAGCAUUUGCUUUCUCUCUGUCCCUCCCCCUCUUUCUCUAUCCCUGUGUCUAAGGAAGCUUUUGGUAGCACUGCUGGGAGGUCUCCUGUAGUAGCUCCAAGGCCCAGUCAGAUUGGACCAACACUGGAUUUAUGUCAGACCUUUUGGGCUUAGGGAAAAGACAACAGCUGUGCUCCUUCCUCUUGGAGACCACAAAAAAAUCUUGUCAGUGUUUUUAAAAAAAAAAAAAAAAGUAAAGCAAUAAAGUCUGGGUUUUUUCUACCAAA